This is a messenger RNA of Pseudonaja textilis, 1074 nucleotides long. RefSeq names its product general transcription factor II-I repeat domain-containing protein 2A-like. The record is from RefSeq and is a predicted model, not a curated record. Lineage: Eukaryota; Metazoa; Chordata; Lepidosauria; Squamata; Elapidae.
AUGGAGGAACUGGCAUCCAUGCAGUCAAUGAAAGGGACAACAACAGGGAGUGAUUUCCUAACGGAAGUAAAUGCAUGUUUAGACAAGUUGGGACUGAAAUGGGACAAACUUGUAGGUGUGACAACAGAUGGUUGUCCAAAUCUGACGGGGAGAAAUGUUGGACUUUUGAAGAGAAUGCAGGAUAAAGUUACCGAAAUUAACCCUGAGCAGAAAUUGACAUUUUUGCAUUGUAUUAUACAUCAGGAAGUGUUGUGUAGGUCAGUAUUAAAAAUGAACUAUGUUGUUGAUGUUGUAACUAAAACUGUUAACUUCAUCAGAGCAAGAGCACUGAAUCACAGACAGUUUGUUGCACUAUUGGAGGAAAAUGAGUCUGAACAUUGUGACAUCAGCUACCACACAAGUGCCAGGUGGCUGAGCCUGGGAAAAGUCCUGAAAGUUUUCUGGGACCUGAGAGAGGAGAUCUGGCAGUUCUGUGAGAACAAGGGAAAUGACAUCCCUCAACUUUCAGAUGCAGACUGGCUGGCAGACCUUGGUUUUGCUGUAGACGUGACUUCUCGGAUGAAUGACGUGAAUGUCAAACUGCAAUGCAGGGGCCUUUUUGUGCAUGAAAUGUACAGCGCAGUGAAGGCUUUCAUGAGAAAGUUGCAGCUUCUCUCAAGCCAAAUGGGGAACAAUAUUCUUACUCACAUGCCAACACUGAAGGAAGCCAAACCAUCAGCUGAUCACCUCCACAGCUGCAAUGUGGGUAAUGCACCCAGUGAUGUUCAGAUGGAACUCAUUGACUUGCAGUCUGACACACUUCUGGCAGCACACUUUAGGUCUGUCCCACUGCUUGAGUUUUACUCAUCACUCAAAGAGGAGAACUUUCCACAUAUGAGGAGACAUGCUCUGAAAAUUCUAGUCCUCUUUGGAUCUACCUACAUAUGUGAACAGACAUUCUCAGUGAUGAAGUUCAACAAAUCCUCUAUCACUGAUGACCACCUCUCAGCUAUCCUUCGCAUAGCCACCUCAGAUAUUCCGCCAGAUUUCAGUGCACUUGUUCAAGCCCAAGACAGACUGGAUUUCUCCCACUGA